Messenger RNA from Closterium sp. NIES-65, 6459 nucleotides. The record is from the annotation of a GenBank genome assembly. NCBI's taxonomy places the organism in Eukaryota, Viridiplantae, Streptophyta, Zygnematophyceae, Desmidiales, Closteriaceae.
AUGAGCGGAAAUCAUGCUGACGUGGAGACUAAAGAGUUAGGCGAAGAGAAGCAAUCGAGGAAGGAGUUAGGGAGUAAAGGGCCGGAAAAAGGGGAUCAAGAAGCGGAGGAGAAGGCUGAGAAGGGAGGGAGGGAGAAAGGUGAUAAAGGGGAGGCGGUGAAAGGCGAUAAGGGGGAGGCAGUGAAAGGCGAUAAGGGGGAGACGUUGAAAGGUUAUAAGGGGUGGACGGUGAAAGGCGAUAAAGGGGAGACGAUGAAAGGCGAUAAAGGGGAGAUGAUGAAAGGUGGUAAGGGGGAGACGUUGAAAGGCGAUAAAGAGGAGGCGGUGAAAGGCGAUAAAGGGGAGACAAUGAAAGGUGAUAAAGGGGGGACGACGAAAGGCGAUAAGGGGGAGAGAGAGGACAAGGAUGGAAAGGGAAAGAACCCGAAGGGCGGGGGGAGAGGUGAAGAAGGGAAAGAGGGAGGGAAGCAAGGGAUGGAUGGGAAGGUGAUUGGUAUGGUGGGACUGGGAAAGACAACGAGCGAAGGCGCAAGGAAGGAGAAGGAGACGGGCGGAAAGAAGGGGAAAGGAGGGGAGGAGGAGGGGAAGGAGCGACGGGAAACGAAGGAAGGGAAGGCGGAGGGACAGAGGGAGGAGCGAGGGAAAGGAGGGGAGGAGGAGAAGGAGGGAAAGGAUGCGAGGGGAAAUGGGAAGGAGCGGGAGGAGGAUAGAGGGAAAGGGAAGGAGGAGAAGGAGAAAGGGGCGACGGUGGAGGCGGGGAAGGAGAAUGGGGGAAAGGACGGGAAGGAGAAGAAAGAGAAGAAGGAGAAGAGGGAGGAGGGGAAGGGAACGGGAGGGAAGGAGGAUCUGCAGAAGAAAGGAAGGGAGACGAGGGCUAAGAUCGAGGAGGGGGAUGAGAAGAGAAAAGGGCAUGAGGAAGAGGGGGGGGAGAAGAAAGAGAAGGGAGAGAAGAGCGAGGAGAGGGAAAAGGAGGAAGUGAAUCGUGGUGAGGUGAAGGGGGAGGGGAAACAGAAAGUGGGGAAUGAAGAGGAGAGGAGAGAGGAGAACGAAAGGAAAGAGGAGAUUGUGAGAAAAGAGGAGGAGGAGGGAGAGAUUGCUGCUGACGAGUGCAAAAAGGGGAAGGAGAAAGGAAGAGGCGUUGAAGCAGGGGAGGAAGGAGAGAUUCAGGAGGAAGAGACGAAGAAGAGUAAGGAGAAGGAGAAGGAUAAGAGGGAGGAGAAGAGGGAGGGGGGUGAACAAAAGAAGGAGAGGAGGAAAGAGAAGGAUGGAGAGCGGAAGGAGAAGAAGGACGAAAAGAGGAAGGAAGAAAAGGACAAGGAUGAGAAGAAGGAAGGGAAGGUGAAGGAUGAGAAGAAAGAAGAGAAGGGGAAGGAUGAGACAGGAGAGGUGAGCCGAGGCGAAGAGAGACCAGAGAAGAGGGAGAAGAGAGGAGAUGAAGAGGAGAGGAAGAAAGAGAGGAGAAAGAGGGAUGAAAAGGACGAGGAGAGGCGGAAAGAGAAGAAGAGAGAGAGGAGGGAGGAAAGGAGAGCAGAGGAGAAAGGAGAGGGGAAGAGGAAGGAGAGGAAGACCGAGGAAGGACAGGAUGUGAAGUCGAAAGAGAGGAAAGAGAAGAAGGAGAAGAGGGAAAAGGAAGAGAAGCGGGAGAAGAGGAGUGAGCAGCCUCUUUUGAGCCCGGGACACUCAGGAAAAGGAUCGGAGUCUAUAGCGAGUAUGGCCAGUCCGGGGGUGAAUAGUCUGGAGGAGGGAGAGAGGAGGAGGAGUGUGGAAGGGCGGGGGGAGAAGAGUGAGGAAGGGAAGGAGGCGAAGAGGAAGAGGGAGGAUAAGGAGAAGGAGGAGAAGGAGAGGAGGAGAGAGGGGGGGAAGGAGGGGAAGAAGGAGGGGAAGGAUGAGAAGGAUGAGGGUAGGAGGAGGGAGGAGAGGAAGGAGAGGAAGAGGAAGGAGAAGAGGGAGAGGAGGGAGGCGAGGAAAGGGGAAGGGAGGGAGGAGAAUAAGGGGAAGGGGAAGGGGGGUGAUGAUGAGAAAGGAGAUAGAGAAGAGGGAAGAGAAGAGGUGAGAGAGGAAAAGAACGUGGGGGAGAAGGAGGGGUUGAAAGAUAGUGACCAAGUGAAGGAGGAGAGGAGGGAGGGAGUGAGACAAGGGGAGCAACGAGGGACGGUGGAGAGCAGGGUGGAGAAAGCAGAGGGGAAAGGAGGGACGGGGGAGGGCAAGGAGGAGAAUGUAGGGGCGAAGGAGAAAGCAGAGGAGAAAGGAGGGAUGGGGAAGGGCAAGGAGGAGAAAGAAGAGGCGAAGGAGAAAGUAGAGGAGAAAUCAGAGAAGAAAGCAUGGAUGGGGGAAAUCACGGAGGAGAAAGAAGAGGAGAAAUCAGAGAAGAAAGCAUGGAUGGGGGAAAUCACGGAGGAGAAAGAAGAGGCGAAGGUGGGGCAGAAAAUCAAGGAAGUGGAAGGGAAUACAACGGGGAAAGCAGCGGAAACAGCAAAGGCGAAAGCAGAGGAGAUUGCAAAGGAGAAAGGAAAGGAGGAGGCAAAGCAGGAAGCGCCAGAAGCAGUGGCUCAGCAGAAUGAGACGACGGGCAGCGGUGGUGUGCGUGGGGAGGAGGGGAAGGGGAUGCGUGAACAGGAAGGCGAGGUGACUUGCGAGUCGAAUCAAGAGGAAAAGGGGAAGCUUGGAAAGGAUAGGGAUGGUCAGGAGCAGGAGCAUGCUCAAUUCAAGGGAGGUGGGGCGACGUGGCCAAAGAAGAUAGCAGGAGCGAAAUCAGGGGUUGGGGAUGGGCAGAGACAGGAGCGUGCUGAACCAAAGGAGGAGAGCAAGGAGAAAAAGGAUGUUCAGAAGGGGUUGACGGGAGAAGCGGGCUUGGAUGGUGAGGGGCAGCAAUUAAGAGCUGAGCCUGAGCGUGUGCUUUCAAAGGGUGUCGUCACUCCCCCUGCUGCAGCCGCCAUUUCUCCUGCCACAGCCGCCACCGCCCUUGCUACAGGUGCUACUUCCCUUGCCCCAACUCCGGCCAGUUCUCCUGCUGCUGUUCUCACACCAUCUAUUGCGUCUCCCCUCCCUGCUGCUACAGCCGCCGUCACUCCCUCUGUAACAGCCGCCAUCACCCCCCGUGCUACAGCCUCCACCCCCUCUUCCACGUCUCCUCCUGCUGCAUCUGCCACAUCCCCUGCGACAGCCGCGACUCCUGCUGCUUCAGUCUCCCUUCUUCCUACCACUGCUGCCUCCGCUCCUGCUACAGCCGCCACCUCCCCUGCGACAGCUCCUAAACCCAAGGCGCCUCAAAAACCCUCCAUCCCUCACUCCACCGCUCCUGUUCUCAACCUCUCCCUAGCACCUCCGUUCCUAGAGCCUCAGGACCUUCCUCUAGUCUCUCAACCCCUCCCCAUCGACUCGAGACAAAAUCUGCAAAAAUCUCCUUCUGUAGGGCUGCCUAAGAGUGCAUUCGAGUCAUCACAAGAAGAUUCUCGGAAGGAGCUGGCGCCGCGUGACCUGCCUCCAACUGUGCCGCCUCCCUGCGUGGAUUCCCAAGCACUGCCUCUCAAGUCAACUAAAGAAGAUCCUUGCUUGGAGUCCCAGGGCUUCCGUUUUGGCUCGACUCAGGAACCUUCCCGGCAGGAGCUGGUCCCACAUGACGUCCCUCCCCCUGUGCUGCCGCCACGCCUGGACUCCUCGAGUGAGGAACCUUCCUGGAAGGAGUUGGCGCCGCCACGUGACAUUCUUCCCCCAGUGCUGCCGCCGCGUGUGCGUGUGUCGAUCACUCUCUCUCCGGAGGAGGUGGAGGCGGAUUUCAGAGCAAUCACGGGGCAACCCCCGCCCCAACUGCCUAUGAAGAAGAGAAGGUGGGCUCACGUGUUUCUAAAUUGUGUUUUGAGUCGGCUUAUAACACAGCGGCCGUGCGUGCGUGUGUCGAUCACUCUCACUCCGGAGGAGGUGGAGGAGGAUUUCAGGGCGAUCACGGGGCAACCCCCGCCCCAACUGCCUAUGAAGAAGAGAAGGAAACUCGAGGCGGCAAACGGGAAACUCGAGGCGGCAAACGGGAAACUGGAGGCGGCGAACGGGUGGGUCGGGGUAGCCCCUGCAGGCAUGGAUGAGCUUCUGCCUCUUGCAGCAGAACCUUCUGAACCUUCUGAGAAGCUUCCUCUCCCAAGCAGCAGCAACAACAGGGGCAUGCAGCAGCCGGGUAUGGAACCGACAGUGCCUUUCAAUCGACCUUUUGACUCGAAUCUGGAAGAGCCAAGGGGAGAAUUCGAGGAUAGAAAGAUUGGUCUGCUGCCACCCCUUCUGUCACGGCGGUCUCUGUUGGCAGCACAGGAAAAUGUGCUGGUUGGCAAUGGCCUGGCUGCUCGAUCCGAGGAUGGGGUUCGCCGAAAGGAGGGGGGUGGCUUGGUGGUGGAAAGGAGGGAGGCUGAUUGGCAGUCUUCGAAACCUCUCCUGUCCCUGCCUCCCUCAUCGCUUCUCCAUCCUCCGAUGGUGUUUUCGGGUCGUGAGCAAAUGCAAGUGAAGGAGAUGGAGAAAGAGAAGGAGAAAGAGAAGGAGAAAGAGAAGGAGAAAGAGCAGGGGGCGUAUAGUAAGGGUGGGAUCGCUGGCGCUGCUGCUGUUGGUAGUGCUGCUUCUGGUGAUGCUGCCUCUGCUGCUGCUCGUGCUGCGAAUGGUGCGUUGGGAAUGCAGAUUGACGGUUUUGGUAGGAGCCUUGAGGAGGGGAAGGAGGGAGAGGGGGAGAGGGAGAGGGCGAGUGCGGGAGGAGUGGGGAAGAAGGAGAAGGGGGUGGAAGGAGAGGGGGUUGGGAAAAGGGACAAGGAGGGGAAGAAGAAAAAAAAGAAGAGGCAUGAGAAGGAUCGAGAGGGGAGAGGGGGGGAGAAAGGGGAGGAAAGAAGGGAGGGUAAGGGAGAGGGUAAGGUUGAAGGGAGGAAGGAAGAGAAGGGGGAGAGCAAGAGGGAAGGGAAGCAUGAAGGGGAGGAGAGGAGGGAGAAGAAGCUGAAGAAGCAUGGGAGAGUGGAGGGAGGCGAGGAGCGGAGGGAUGGUAGAUCGGCAGAGGAGGAAGAAGGCAGGUUGAGAAUUUCUGCGGGAGCAGCAGGAGCAGAAACAGGAGGAGAAGGAGGGGCAGCAGGCAGAGGUACUGGUUUGGUGAGUGAGGUUUUGGAGGAACAGGAGAUGGAGAAGAGAAGGGGGGAUGAGAGAGGGGAGAAGGAGAGAACGGAGAGGGAGAGAGAGAAGGAGAAGGUCAAGCAUAAGACGAAGGACAAGGAGAGGGAGAGGGACAGGGAGAGGGAAAAAGAUAGGGAGAAGGAAAAGGAGAAAGAGAGGGAGAAGGAGAGAGAGAGGCGACUUGUGGAUGUGGAUCGAACUGUGCUUGCUUCUCUGCAGGCAGAGGAGCAAGCAGAGGAGCAGAGAGAGGAGGAGGAGGGGGGCAAGGAGGAGGAGAAGGAAGAGAGAGAUGGGGAGAAGAGGAGAGGAGGGGUUGGGAUUUGGCAAAAUUCAGACAAGAUCCGAUUCGAUUCUCUAGUGAGGAGAGAUAGGCGGGAAUUGAUUGCGGAGGGACGGAUGGAGGAAGAGAGAAGAGAGGGGGCAGGCGAGCAUGGGAAUGGAGGCGUUAGGGGAGAGUGGGAAAGGGAAGGUGGAGAGGAGAAGGGUGGGAGGGGGGAGAGGGAGAGGAGAAGGAGAGGUAAGGAGCGGGUGGAGGGAGGCUCGGGAGGAGGCUCGGGAGAAGGCUCUGAUGAAGACUCGGAGGAGGAUUUCCCUGGGGAUUACAGGGAGGGACAGGUUCGGAUGAGGAGGAAAGAGGCUCGGAAACGCAGGAGGAUGUUUGGGGAGUAUGGGAAUGGGGAGGAUGGGGAGGAGGACAAUGGGAUGGGGAUGGAGGAGGAUGAAGGGGAGGCGGAGGGAGGGUUGGGGAUGGGUGGGUCUGAGUGGUUUCUAGCAGGGUUAUCCGGGGGACUAGGAGGAACGGGAUUAGGGGUAUUUGCAAAUUCAUCUCCUUCAGCUACUGCCGCGGCAGCUGGGUCUGCAGGGGGGGGAGCAGGGGGAGGAGCAGGGGGAGGAGCAGGGGGAGCCGGGGGAGCAGCAGGAGGAGCACCAGGAUCAGUACCAAAGAGGAGACGAAGCUCAAGAAUAGCAGAGAGGGUAGAAAAGCGAACAUGGCGAUCCAUGGAUUUAGGCUGGGUGGCCGGUGCUGCUGCUGCUGCUGCCGCCGCCGCCGCAGCAGCCGCAGCUAACUCUGCUGCUGGUUCUGCUGCUGGUGGUGGUGGGGGGCAUAAUGCGAGUUCUAGGGGAGGGAGGAAAGGUGCUGGGGUGGGUGUGCCGGCUUUCAGGCAUCCGGGGGUGCCGGGAGUUAUGGUUAUGAUCCCACCGGCGGAAAUCGUAUCGGAUUUUGUACAGAUCACGGGGAAUCCGCCGCCGCCGCCCAAGAAGGGUUACCGUUAUUGGCGAAACUUCAUCCCUUUCCAGGUAUGGCUGCAGAUUCUUCUUGUCUGA